Messenger RNA from Acyrthosiphon pisum (pea aphid), 3974 nucleotides. RefSeq names its product AMP deaminase (gene AMPdeam). The record is from RefSeq and is a predicted model, not a curated record. Bases 520 to 3354 code for a protein of 944 amino acids. The transcript has 15 exons. NCBI's taxonomy places the organism in Eukaryota, Metazoa, Arthropoda, Insecta, Hemiptera, Aphididae. Gene Ontology annotation, cellular component: cytosol. Gene Ontology annotation, molecular function: AMP deaminase activity. Gene Ontology annotation, biological process: AMP metabolic process; IMP salvage.
GUAGUGUAGCAGUACUUUAGUAGUAGUUGUGGUUGUCGACGUCACUGUCGCGAUUCGUCUGUAGUUCCGUCAAGCAGUCCCGUGAACGAUCGGAAUAUCAAUAUAAUAACGACAGAUACGACAACCAUAGCUGGACAACUACAGCAAUCUCACACUAUUAUACCACAUUAAUUAAUUAUAAGACAUUGUAAUAAAAUAUAAUAUUAAUAAUUAUAAUGUCACGUUGAUUACCGCCGUCGAACCAUCGGAACAGACGCGUCGACAACACAUACCCGACGACACCAGCACCGUGUACGGGGACGGAAUCCUGUUCUAGUGGCGACGUGUGUUUGUACGACGUGUUAAACGAACGAUAAAAGCGUACGACGGAAAAAGGUGUCGCCUAUCUGUAUGGUUAUUGAUUCGGUCAUAACGUUUGUUCACGUUACCGAACAGUAAUUAGUAGGUACUCAUACACAGACCAAAACCGUUGUCUCUAAGAAAUCACUUGUGUUGUGGUCGUGCGUCGUUUUAAUUAAAAUGUCCAUGCUAACUGCAACCAAGAAGACGAAUAUAGAAGAUGAUGCUGCACUUCUAUCUACUGUAACUACCAACAGCAUGUUAAAUCAAUUAAGAGCAGACUCCGAGUACGACGAAGAAGACGACGAAUUAACAACAAGACCUACACCUACUGGUAGUCCUCCUCCGGUAUCUAAAACCACUGCUAAUUCUGCUGACAGUGACGACGAUGAAAUAAUGGCUUCAUCUCCGCCACCACAAUCUUCGUCCGCUGGUUUACCUGGUAAUAUGACUCCAGCAACUGGUGCACCACCAGCGGCCGAUCUAGCAUCUGGCGGUGGUACGUCGUCGUAUCAUAUACCACAGUUCCCUAUCGAACGCAUAGAAAGCAAAAUGGCAGCCAUUAGUAGCAGUCUGGCCAAGGAAAUGGACGAAAAACGAGCUGCUGCUGCAGCUUUAGGAUACCCACAGUCGACAAUGAACAAGGAUGACCGGCAAUUGUAUGGUGAUGGUGUAUCAAUUUCAGCGCAGUCGUCAACCACUGCGGGAAUCGAAAAACAACUACCAUCGACCACUGGUGCACAAUGGCAACAAAAUCUAUCUGAAGACAACGAAGGGCAAUACGAUUUUGUGCCACAUUUUCAACGAGUUAGCAUUGGCGGAGAAGAUAACAAUGGGGUCCCUUUGGAAGAUUUGCAUUGGGCAUCACAACAACUCAUGGAAGCGUUGCACAUUAGAGAACGUUAUAUGCGAGUGUCCCAUCAAUCUUUCCCGAACAUCACGUCGAAGUUUUUCCACAAAAAGCACCCUAAGCCGCAAGGGGGGGAUCCAUCCUCACCGUCGUCCGGUAACGCUUCUGUGCUUCACUCGUCGGACAGCGUUACUGACGUGUCCGCUGGCGGCGACUCGAACAACAAAACGGAAAUCAGACAGCCUUAUCCAAGAGCCCGAGUGAUCAAGCACGAAGACCGUCAAUCGAUCGCCGAUAUCCAGAAACGAGUCUCUGUUUCUGAUCUAGGGACGCAACAAUCUAGGAAAUCGUCGUAUAAUCCGUGGGCUGACCGACGAAGUUCGACCAUGGACGACGCGUUUACCGACCAACUAUUAUUCGACAUUGCGUACGGCCAAUACGACCAUCCGGUACAUCCUCCAGCCAGCGUUGGCGACCCGUGGCAGUGCGACUUUCCGCCAUCAUUGGGCUUCACGAUCCGUGCGCAGGAUGGCGUAUUUCAAUUGUACAGCAGUCCCGACUCUGAGACUCCAGUUCAAGGAUUCCCGUAUCCUAAUUUGGAAACGUUUUGUCGGGACAUGCAACGGCUGUGCACGAUGAUAUCUGACGGUCCACUAAAAUCAUUUUGUUAUCGUCGGUUGUCGUAUUUAUCAUCGAAAUUCCAACUGCAUGUGUUACUAAACGAAUUGAGGGAACUUGCGUCACAGAAAGCUAUUCCGCAUCGUGAUUUCUACAAUAUCAGAAAGGUUGACACCCAUAUACAUGCUGCAUCGUGCAUGAAUCAAAAACAUUUGUUAAGAUUCAUUAAGAAAACUUUAAAAAAUCAUUCUGAUGAAGUGGUGUCUGCUGGUGGUAUGACGCUUAAACAGGUUUUUGAAUCAAUGAAAUUAACAUCGUAUGACUUGACCGUCGAUAUGUUGGAUGUACACGCAGAUCGCAACACGUUUCACAGGUUCGACAAAUUUAAUUCCAAAUACAACCCUAUUGGAGAAUCUCGUCUUAGAGAAGUAUUCUUGAAAACAGAUAAUUAUACUGGUGGUAAGUAUUUUGCUCGGGUAAUUAAUGAAGUGGCGGCUGACUUAGAAGAAUCAAAAUAUCAAAAUGCCGAACUCCGCCUGUCGAUCUACGGAAAGAGUCGUGAUGAAUGGGACAAACUAGCGAAAUGGGCUAUUUCUAAUAAAGUGUAUUCUGACAAUGUUCGAUGGCUAGUUCAGAUUCCACGAUUGUUUGAUAUAUUUAGAUCGAACAAUAUUUUAGAUAACUUCCAGCAGUUGUUGGACAAUGUAUUUUUGCCACUGUUUGAAGCCACCAAUGAUCCUAAUUCACAUCCAGAUCUCCAUAGAUUUUUACAACAUGUAGUCGGAUUUGAUAGUGUUGAUGAUGAGUCGAAACCAGAAAAUCCAUUUGUUGACCGAGAAGUUCCCAAACCAGCACAAUGGAGAGAAACUGAUAAUCCACCUUAUGCAUAUUAUCAGUACUAUAUGUAUGCCAACAUGACUGUACUCAAUCAUCUCAGAAUCAAACAAGGUUUCAACACGUUCGUUCUAAGACCUCAUUGUGGUGAAGCAGGAGCUGUACAACAUUUGGUGUGUGGUUUUAUGAUGGCUGAAAAUAUAUCACAUGGACUGCUAUUAAGAAAAGUGCCUGUACUUCAAUAUUUGUAUUAUGUUGCCCAAAUUGGUAUAGCCAUGUCACCUUUGUCAAACAAUUCAUUGUUUUUGAAUUAUCAUCGAAAUCCAUUACCAGAAUAUUUGGCUCGUGGUCUGGUUAUCAGUCUGUCAACAGACGACCCACUGCAGUUUCAUUUCACCAAGGAACCGUUAAUGGAAGAAUACUCGAUUGCUGCUCAGGUAUGGAAAUUAUCAGCAUGUGAUAUGAGCGAGUUGGCUCGAAACUCUGUAUUGAUGUCUGGAUUUCCUCAUAGGAUCAAGCAGUACUGGUUGGGACCCAAUUACACUAAGGAGGGGGUGGCAGGAAAUGACAUAUCGAGGACCAAUGUCCCGGAUAUACGAGUGGCAUACCGCAACGAAACUCUUUUAGACGAGUUAGCGGUCAUAUUUGGCUCCAUGCCGACAAAUGCGACAACAAAUACAAACAGUGGAACAUCUACAGUGCCAAGUUCAUAGGUCUAAUGUACAAUAUAUUAGUUGUACUAGAUAGACAACAUACAUUAUAUUCUAUAUUAUAAGACAUUGUAUUCCAUGAUUUGUUAUAAUCAUAUUAUAAUUAUUAUUAUUAUUAUCUAGAUAUUAUUAAUUUUUAUGUGACUAUAUUAAAUUUAAACAUAUUAGGCAAGUAUAGUUAUAUUUACAUUUUUAUGAUCCAUGUAGAUCAUUUUUAUUAUUCAAUUAUCUUAUUAUGUAUAACAAUUAUUUUCGAAUAAUAUACUUUAUUUUAACGAUAAGUACUAAUAAUAAUCCUAUUCUAUUUAUGUCCGUAAAGUAUGACUAUAAUACUUACAAAUAAAAAAGGGCGAUAAAUAUACAUAUUAAUUGUUAAAUGUAAUUUAUACUUAGUUGUUUUUAUUAUAAAGUUAUAUAGACCCAAAGUAUUUCCUACAUAAUUGUAAAAUAAUGAUAUUAGAUUAUGUAGUGCCUAUUUUUAGUUUACUAUGUACCAUUGUAAAUGCAAUACACAUAGCACACAUACAUAUAUAAGUAUAUCUACUCAUCUAUUAAUUCAUUGUAUGUGUAUCUUUUAUCAAUUUCUUCAUUAUAUUAGAAUAAAUGUUAUAGAUGCAUUUUGA